AUGGUGGGUGAUGGUGUAAGAGACCGCAAGGUGAGCCGGAAAAUUGACGUGUGUUUGGCUGGUUAUAAGAGUAGUCACGGCCCCUCCAGCUUCCUCGGCCACGAGAGGCGGAGGGCUGGAGGUGUGCGUAAUGAGCGGGUCGUAUGUGAUUUGGGGCUGGAGGAAGGAGAUGAUGAACGAGUGACGCACCGGGGAAGGAAAGAGCUAAAUGGUGAUAAGUUGGAUAGUGAUGAUUUAGGAGGCGAGUGUGUUUUGUUUGUGAUGGGUGGCUUGUAUGCUGGGUGGUAUAUUGGUUUGUGA
This is a messenger RNA of Dovyalis caffra, 300 nucleotides long. The record is from the annotation of a GenBank genome assembly. Lineage: Eukaryota; Viridiplantae; Streptophyta; Magnoliopsida; Malpighiales; Salicaceae.